Messenger RNA from Salvia splendens (bonfire salvia), 2074 nucleotides. RefSeq names its product peptide-N4-(N-acetyl-beta-glucosaminyl)asparagine amidase A. The record is from RefSeq and is a predicted model, not a curated record. The coding region runs from base 80 to 1888 and encodes 602 amino acids. NCBI's taxonomy places the organism in Eukaryota, Viridiplantae, Streptophyta, Magnoliopsida, Lamiales, Lamiaceae. The transcript has a single exon.
AAAAUACUCCAACUACUUAGAUUAGUAUAUGAAGUCAUAAACCUCCACCUUUCCUCUUCAAUUUCCCAACAACACAAAAAUGAAGACAAAAAUGCAUCCAUCUCUCCUCCUCCUCCUCCUCUCACUCCUCAUCCUCCUCCCCUUCUCCGCCGCCUCCCCGCCGCCGUUCCAGCGCUACCCCCUCCCCUCCGCCCGCCGCUCCACCAUCCCGCCCCAAACGCAAAUCGAAGUCACCCGCCCCCUCCCCUUCGACGCCCUCACCCCCGCCUGCACCCUCCCCCUCUUCAACCACACCUUCGCCCACACCUCCGGCCUCCCCCCCUCCGCCGCCAACUACUCCGCCCCCCUCAACUGCACCUGGUCCAACGCCGUCCUCCACUUCUCCGCCGCCGCCAACGGCACGCAAGUCGACCGCAUCGCCGCCGUCUGGCUCGCCGGUGCCGAGCUCCUUCGCACCAGCACCCCCGAAUCCACCCCCGACGGCGUCUCCUGGUCCUUCACCAAGGACGUCACCCGCUUCUCCGCCCUCCUCAGCCGGAAAAACCUCUCCCUCUCCGUCAUGUUAGAGAACACCGUCGAUGAAUUCUACACCGGCGCAUUCGACGUCAAUAUCACCUUCCUCUUCUACAACAUCAAAAAUUCCUCAAUCCACAACCGCCGCUCUCUCAAUUCGAGCCCUAGAAAAAUCAUACGCAAUCAACGGCGGCAGUCCGCCGCGAUCAAUGCUUCACUCGAAUUAGACCAAAUCCCCGCCGAUUUGAUCAUCCCGGUCUCCGCUGCGGGAGAGGAAGGGUACUGGUUUAAAAUCCAGACUGGAAACGACGCCGUUUACCAGGGGAUUCAAAUCCCUAACAACACCUACAGAGCUGUAAUCGAGGUCUUCGUCUCCGCCCACGGCGACGACGAAUUCUGGUACACGAAUCCACCGGAUUUCUACAUCGAAAGCAACGGAUUGAACAUCACGCUCGGCCACGGCGUCUACCGAGAAGUUCUCGUCACGCUCGACGACAAUGUCGUCGGAUCGGUCCUCCCCUUCCCUGUAAUCUACACCGGCGGCAUAAACCCUCUGUUUUGGGAUCCAAUCGUCGCAAUCGGCGCUUUCAAUCUACCUUCCUACGAAAUUGAGCUCACUCCAUUUCUAGGCAUUCUACUCGACGACAAAAAGCACUACUUCGGAUUCGGCGUCGCCGACGCCAUCUCCUUCUGGCUCGUCGACGCGAAUCUGCACCUCUGGCUCGACGACGGUCCGGUGAAGGUCCAAGCCGGUCCGAUCAAGUACAAAAACCCUAACAAUUGCGUCGAGCGCGAAUCCAGCUUCGCGCAGCUCAACGGCAAAUUCGAAACCGAAGGAGAGAGAAAAACAGAAUUCUCCGGCUGGGUGUACUCCAGCGCCGGAAACUUAACCACAAGCGUCACAACGAAGCUCGAAUUCGAAAACGAGAUCAACUACAAGAGCAACGGAACGAUCGUGAAGGUCGAGCACGAGGUGAAAGUGAAGAAGCAGAUCCAGAUCUCGCUGCCGUCCUCCGGCACGGUGGCGAGCUUCAGCGUGGAGUCGAAAUACCCGCUGGAGCUGAAGACGACGUCGGUCGCCGGAUCUGGACCGGAUAACUACCUCGUGUCGACGGAGCUGGAGGUGUCGUACCAGGAGGAGAAGAAGAUCGACCACUUCCAGAGCAAAUUGACGAACAAGCAAGAGUGCAGCGGCUGGAUGUUCGUCCACGGCGAGGACGUCCUCUCCGGCGCCGGAGCGACGUCGCAGACUUACACGGUGAAGGAUAGCCUCGGAUGCUACUCUCGGAAGGUCUCGGCCGACGAAGGCGCCGUCGUCAGCGACAACGAGAAUUUCCUCUGCUCCGCCGGAGUUGUUUCUGGAUCGUCUGCUUAGAAUUUUUGUGAUUUCUUUGUGUUUUUGAGUUAUUUUUGCAUUUGUUUUUUCCACUAGGGUUUGGUUUUUUUUUUUUUUCACUAGGGUUUGGUUUAGUGUAUGAUUAUGAUUGAAUAAAUUUUAUCUACACGAUUUUAUGUGAUAACUCUUUUGAUUAUGGGUUAAUGAGAUACUUUUUUAAGUUAA